UGGACAUGAGCUCAGCCACAGCGAGGGGAAGAUCGUGACACUCUGGCUUAACUCUUAGGGGGCAGCGGUGAGCGAGUAUGCAUCUAACAUCCGAAUAGGAUAAAUGUCCAUGCGAACUACUGCACGACACCCCUGCUUAAGGUUACAUCCACCACAGAUACAUGUUCACACCCUUGUCAUCGCGAAAGGCCCCGAGGAGCGGCAUAGCCUCUAUAACGGAGUGCACCGCCCGGGGCUUAACAUGCGAUAUUAUGAAUGAUACGCGAUCCCUGUCGCUUGCCUAGUUUUAUAAGCCCCGGUGCGCCGUUGUUGGGGUGAUACUCACCCGCAUUGCGUGAAAUCGACAAAUGGCCUCCUCCAUUGCCGCUACUGGCCUCCCCCAGUAUAUGGGGUCCCCACCUACUCCAUGGCGCGAUGGGGAUGACCGAUGCUCCAGCCCGUUUCCAGAAAAGAUCGGAAACUUUCCCGAUGACGAGUCGGACAGCCACUUUGAGUUCAUGGAGGAGAGUCCAACACGACCAGCGUUGGUUAGACGACGAGCGGAACAGCUGUCGCAGCAAAGGCGCUUCAUGAGUAAGUCCGAUGCUAGUCGCAGCUCCACUACGCGACCUGCAUGGAUUCCACCGGAUGCGGCCUAUGUGGAAAUCUCCGAUGAUGAGUCCGAUAAGGAUCUCUGUCCUCCGGCAUCAGAUCUAGACCGCGGUAUGACCGUCCCCCAAGUUCAGAUGGACGACCAAGACGCCUCCAUGCCAUCCACAAAUACGUCAGAGGAUGAGCGAAUGGAUUCAUCGGAUGACGAGGCCGGCGGAUCAGUGUCCCCCUUCUCUUCAGCAAGUCUGCAAGAAACCCCGAGGACCGAGGUCUCUGACGAUGCAUUAGCGGACUCACAGCGUUCGCCUAAAUUUAUCCCAAAUAACAAGUCGACUGAGGAUAUUGUGUUCGCCGUCCGCGAUGUGAUCCGUGGAGCUAGCUCAAGGAAGCCUGAAUCAUCUUCUGGAUACGUAUAUGUCCUCUACGAUCCAUCGGAGGAGAGCCCGUUCUACAAGAUAGGACAGUCCAAAGAUGUGGAGAGGCGAACUAAGCAACACAACGCAAAUUGCAGACUCGGGACGUGGACAACAAGGAAAAGCCCGAAGUGUACUAAUUUAUAUAAGACCCUUGAAAAGCUUGCUCUCGCCGAGCUGAAGAAUUUGAAAUACGAGCCCAACUGUUCCUGCCCAACUCAGCACAGGGAGUACUCUUGGGGCGAAGUGGCAGAUGGCCUGAAGAUCGUGCGCUCGUGGUCACGAUGGCUGACUGAGGAAGAGCCAUUUGACAACGAGAGCAAUCUGAAGCCAUUCUGGGCUGACCGUCUCGAGGCCUUUACAUGUGGAAACUUGGGUUCCUUUAACUGUAUGAAAGUCGGCUGUACCAAAGAAGCUGAGGAACCACAGGCAUGCCAGGCGUGCCUGCGGGAAGGAUGGAUGACAUUUACCGAACCGACCUCGGAAGAUAGAUUCGAGUACAUCUGUAGGAUAGCCACAUCCUCUCGCUGGGUCUGUUGGGUAUUACAGACCUGUCAUAAGCGCUUUCCAUCCUAUGAAACUAGGCUGGCCUCCCUUGUCAACUGGAUUAUUCUUGGGCAACAGCUGUGGGACUCAGUUUCGAGUAUUCAACUAAUCUUGGUGACAUUAUUCAUAAGAGGCAUCUAUGUCACAGCGUUGGCAUGUUGGAACCACGGGAUCGAUAAAUCUGAGUUUCUUGACUUAUUCCUUGACCUAUUCCUGGCAGUUAUUGCUGCUUAUCGUCUGUUUCUCGUCGGCACACCUACUGCUGUCCCUGGGGAUGAGAAGCCAAUACGGAGAGUCAACGGAUCUAGAUCGCCAAGCAGGCAAUUUGAGCGUACGGCCUCAAAAUCACCUGGUCAGCGUAACCCAGGUUCGAAUCGACCACCGAAGAAGCCUCGUCCAAGCAAAGCUUCUGGCGCUGAGGGGGAGAAUAAAGUAAACAGCCCGAACAAAGAACACAGCGACGAGAUGAAGGAGCUCCCUGGAGAGAUGCUUCCUGCGUCUCCCCUUACUCCAGACCGAAGCCUUACUCGCCAGACAAGGAAGAAGGGCGUACGAACGGGAUGACCUGCGCUGAAGCUCACGACAAAUAUCCCAAAGCAUAUCUGAUUUUCUUUACGCAGGCCGGGUUGCUGCUAUUAAGACUGUUAAAUUUCAUAUAGUCUUCACUUUGACAAGUAUUGCCGGCUAGCAUCAAGCGCCGGAGACAUCUCAAACAUGAGGCAUCCGGACAGCUACCCUGCUGCUAUAAAUCGCCAUACACGACCAGGAUAUCUGGGACUGCCAGGGCAGAGAAUAUGGGGUUCUAUUGGACCCAUCGCAAUCGCUCAAAUACCUAAGGAGACGCAUACAGACUGCUAGAGCGGUUGGUAUAGCCGACGGGACGGGGAGGAGCCAGUAUGGGCGGAAUCUACAGCAGCUUUACCAGACGAAUAGUAAUCUUUAGAUCGUGUAUUUUGUUUACCGGAUAAUAGAGUCCAAAUUUCGUAUGUUUCAAUGCUAUGGCU
Aspergillus alliaceus is the source of this 2554-nucleotide messenger RNA. Its product is annotated as GIY-YIG nuclease family protein. The record is from RefSeq and is a predicted model, not a curated record. The transcript is spliced from 2 exons. The coding region runs from base 348 to 2114 and encodes 588 amino acids. NCBI's taxonomy places the organism in Eukaryota, Fungi, Ascomycota, Eurotiomycetes, Eurotiales, Aspergillaceae.